Molecule: messenger RNA, 4564 nt
Organism: Liolophura sinensis
Lineage: Eukaryota; Metazoa; Mollusca; Polyplacophora; Chitonida; Chitonidae
Product: probable E3 ubiquitin-protein ligase MID2
Exons: 7
Coding region: 787-2559 (590 amino acids)
Molecular function (GO): zinc ion binding; protein binding
Source: RefSeq, a predicted model, not a curated record
UACUAUUUUUCUGUAUCAGUUUGCUGUACAUUGCAUGCCGUUUGAAGUCUGUGUACAACUGUUGUAGCUAUAGCCUACCGGCAUUAUACUAGUGUCAGAAAAUCCAUCUUACGUUCCCACCAAAUAAUAUAAGGUGUAUUUUGAAAGUGUUCUGUUUGAAAGCAAAUGUGAUAACAAAUAUAAAUGGUUCCAUCGCUUGCCACUCAGCGCUGGAAGGAGAGAGCAGGGAAACAGGAGUGGCCCGCCCGGUGUCAGUAUAAUGUGACUGGGUGGGGCGUCAUGUCUGGGGUCUUCGGCCUGAUAGUUCAGUGGCGGCGGCCCUUUGGUGGCAUGAACACGCCCUGCGACAAGAAAACGCGGUAUAUGUACACACACUUAAUUACUCUUCGUCCUGAUAUGGCUGAAACAUUGUUCAGUUCGACGUACAACCCGAAGCAUACAUUGUACAUACAUACAAAAUAAUAUAAAUAAUUUGAACCCAACUGCUGAAGUAAUUUAAGGAAGAUGGUAUAUUUCUUAAAACACAUGGUCGUGCUUUUCCACCAGGCUCUGUCCGAUUUCCACCUUCGUAGUGGGCGUUGUUGUAAAUAAACGAAUCAGUAAAACACAACAUUAGCACAUAAAGUUAGAGGUGGACUGUGCCAUCAGUUGUAUGGAGGAUUUACCUCCCUUCCUCAGAUCACGUGCACUUCUCAGAACUAACUAUUUUCUAUUUCAGUCAGCGCAUUUUUGUGAAGUUGUGAAGCACGAGGGGAUUUGUGUCGACAGUGAAAAACCGAGCGCAUAAUGGCUGAGAGCAAGGAAAAUCGUGAAGAGGUCCUGACAUGCCCGAUAUGUGUGGAAAUAUUUCGGAAACCAGUAAUAUUACCUUGUCAGCACAGUUUUUGCAAGGAGUGUAUUAGUUUGUUUGCUGACAAGUCUAAACAUGGACAGACAAAAGAGGCCUCCGGUAGCAUGUGGAGUGAGGGCGUUCACCAGCUGAUCUCAUGCCCUGUAUGCCGGACACCGGCCAGUCUGGGGAGAGAAGGUGUGGCUGGUCUGCCUUCCAACUUUCAUUUAGCAGAAAUAGUGGAGAGGUUCUCUUCUGCUGUGAAGAUUGAGGAUGACAUCCCAUAUUGUUCUCUGUGUGCGGAUGAUAAUCAGGCUAAAGCUGUCAAGUUUUGUACUAAAUGUUGUUUACUGUAUUGUAAAGACUGUCUGACUUCUUUUCAUCCCAUGAGGGGUGCUAUUAAGCGUCACCGGCUGAUUUCGUCUCUGGAGUACCUCGCUCAGGAAACCACACAGCGACAAGUCAGCAAGGAUGAACAACCAACUCAGCAGCCAUCAUGCGCCAGGCACGGUCAGUCAUUCGACUUGUACUGUGAACCGUGCCGAAUGGUGAUUUGUAUGGGGUGUGUGGUUGACCAUGCGGGACACGCUAUGCGAGAUGUACCAUCUGCAGCUGAGAAGGACAAGCCAGCCGUGUUGAGCAGGACUAGUGAACUGGAGAAAGCCUUACAAGAAACUAAACACUCACUGUCAGGAGUUAUGAGGCUGUACAAUAAGAUACAGAAAAACCUGGAACUUCACAUUCAGGAGGUAGAAAAGGCUUAUUGUGCAGCCUUUGAAGCCUUACAAGCCUGGAGACAACAGUCUUUAGAUGGCAUAAAAACCCGUUAUUCACAGUGGAGUGCGGACUGUAGCGCCAUACUCAAACAUUUCCAAAUACAGUCUCAGGAAUUGGAGAGAAUGGUACAGGCUUCCAAAGAUUUGUUAGCCUCAGUGGACGUCGAGUUUUUACAGGGUUCCAAGCACUUCACCAAAACAAUUGAGGACCAGCUGAAUGAGAUAAGAGCAAAUCUGGAGAAACAUGAGGUCAGCAAACAGAAGCUUCAAGAUUCUGUACAACAAGACUAUGUUGUCCCUAGACAGUUGACUGUAAAAGAGACAGUGCAAGAACGUCAAGACUUCGAAGCAGCAGUCGGUGCACGAAUGUCACCCCUACGUGUUACAAAGCCGACGCUGAGAUUCACAGAGACAGACGACAGGAAGCUGAGAAUCACUGACAGCGGCUGUGUGGUAAAGGGUGAGGGCUUGUACGGGUGGAGGAGAGCUGUGACAGACGGGCGUUAUCAGACGGGCAGGUACUACUGGGAGAUACACAUCACCUGUUCACAUGACUGUUACUGUUAUGUAGGAGUGACACAGGAGAGCUGUGGCGUGAGUGAGGAGACAGACGUUGGCCGUAACUCCUGGUACAUUGGGAUGGAGUACUGUGGUGAUGAGGUCGAGUGUUAUAGUCCCUGUGGAGGUGAUAUCAAACCUGACUAUCUACAGGACAGACCUUACACACGACCUCAUCACCUGGGUGUGUACCUGGACUGUGAUGACCAAACACUGACAGUCCUGGACUGUGACAACAACCAGGUAAUGUACACUGACAGUGGUGUUGUCGUCACAGAGCCUCUUGUGCCAUGGGUUAGGUUUUGUGUUGGGCCUGGAUCUGUGUCUGCCCGUCUGGUAACGGGUGGCUCUGCAACUCUGCCUCAAGUUCUCCGUGAUAUGAUAAGCACUUCCUGACCAUCGGGUAAUUAUUCAUUACAUCUUUUCCAUCAUAUUAUAAUUUGUUGAAAUAGACUGUUUAGUAGGGUGUUUUUAAAACAAACUGCCCAUUUUGUGUAUAGAUGUUUUAGUUAAUGUCAGCAGUGUGGCUAAUUCAGUAUGUAUAGCUUCUUUUGCAAAGUGGUCAGUGAUCUGUCACAAGCUUACAACUUGGUGUAGUUAUACACAGUCUGUUUCACUUGUCCUGAACAUCAAUGUCAGUUUUCUCCCAGACAAAAUACAUGUAGAUAAUGACUGGGUAGUUUUAUUUUUAGUAAUGGAGGCUUGUAAAUCAACAUAAUCAGGGGUGUCACUGAGCAAAACAGGUAACAGUUUAUAGAUGAGGCCUCAGGGUAGAUCAACCCAGUGUUGACUGAGCAUACACAUUGCAUUUUUCUCUCUUCAAAUAAAGCCAUUAUUAUUAUUAACAAUAAUUGUACCUGUAGAAAUGAAUUUAAAAACUGAACAUUUUAUUAUUACUGUUGCACAGACAGCACAUUUUAUCAAAUUUCAUCAAAGAUAAAAAGCAGAUCGACUUUCAGACCUAUUUUGAAACACAGCAUUAGCAUAUUUAAUGUUGUAAAGUCACUUUACAUAUAACAAAAUUGUAACACAUAAUUGUGCAUUGCUAUACUAAGUGUCAUACAUGUAUGUAGGUGUUUUUAGAAUAUGUGAUGAAAAUAACUUGCUACGUCUAUAUACAUACAUCCUGAAACAGUUCUGGUCAAAUAAAUGCAGUCUUACACUCACCUGUGUAAAUGUUAUUUGGAAAUACAAGCCUUAUAAGUGUGAGAGGGUAAUUUUGCAUAAAUAGCAGGAGGAGGUGGGGGGGGGGGGGGGUGUAGUAGAUAAGUUUGGGGUUGUAAUGGUUGGGGAUAGCCCACGAUAAAUACCCCAAAAGUUGUCCACUUAAGACACUCACAAUUUGACCUUAUCGCAAUAAAGGUGAUCAGGCAAAAUUGCUUUUUUUUUUUUCAUUUCUUUUCUAUGAUUUUCCUUUACUAUUUAUGUAGUAAAUUUGUCAAAAAUAUAUAUAUCCCCUACUAAACAUUCAUGUGGUACCAUGUCAUACCUGUACAUGCAGUUUCCACUUUUCUCUAAAAUGUGUCAAAAAUCAACCAAGCAUUACCACCAUUUGUUUGGAAGUGAAGUCAUAACAUCUUCUCGCCUUGGUAACCUUCAUGGGGUGGGCAAUAAUACUGGGCACAAGGUUUUUAGUUCUAUCCAAAACAAAUAAAACUCUGAUAUAAUUUAACUAGAUGCAAAAUAGAAUUGCAGAAAUUUAUAAUGUAUUUUUGUGGCAGUUUUCAUCCUGUAUUUGGAGUGCUCUUUCACACUUCAGUUCAGAAAAAAAUCUUGGACCUAGUUGCCUGAAUUACGCAUGUGUGUAACCUAGGUGUGCUGGAGGUAUACUUGAGGUACAUCUGAGGUGAACCGUUGAGGUGUAGCAUAUCUGAUGGUCUGUCUGAGGUAUACAUGUACAUGGUGGUGUAGGCCUACAUGUAUGUGGGGUAUAUUGAAGGUGUAUCUGAGGUACUGUGGUUGGUAAAAAGAUGAUGCCUGUGGAUUUAUAGCUCAUGUGCUAUUGUAAAGGUGGAUGUACCAGGGUGUAACAUUUAGCACACUGUUUUCACUUUUAUUUUGGCAGAAAACAAUCUAAAAACAAUAAGCUAAUGGCUGUAAAAAUUAUAGAUAAAUUUAAGUUGUAAGUUUAUAAGUGCACGCAGUUCUUUGUUUACAGUAUCUGUAAUUUGCUGCUGAUGUACAACAACAGUGAUUUACAUUUACAUGAGGCUUUCCAGGUGCUUGAACAGAAUUUAGUGCUACUCUAGUUCUAUUCACUUUAAAUGUUUGUAUGUGCUCACCCUUUACAAAUUCAGCCCCAGGAAGUAUCAGUCAGUGCAUAUUUGGGUUCUUUCCCACAGCCUGAAACAUGCACAUUCUUAAGGGCAGUAAUUUUUGAAUAAUCAGGGACAUAUGUACU